GUGAGCUUUUCGUCUGUUUGAUGCUUGUUUGGGAGGGGAAGCUAACCCUGCUACCACACUUAUGCUUUGGUCGAAACAUUGAUGGGCGUUGGCCCUUGGGUCCUUUUCCCUUCCACAACCCCCCCUUGCGCAGAAGAGCCGAAUUUGGGAUGUGGGCGGUCCCCUCUUUAGGACCCCCCCCUCCCCUUGACACCACACUAGAUGUUCAUGGAUGGGUUUUCAUGGGUCCCUCUUCCCGGGCAGAUCUCCCAGAUGUCUUGGCCCUUGCCUCGUGUGCCAGCAGCAACAGCGACAGCAGCAGCGGCGGCAAUGAUCCAGGAAGCAAGCGGGCCUGUAAGAAGGACGCAUGUACCUCUCGGAGUGAGGCAAGGUACCGAACGUGAGUACCUACAUGCCCCCUCCUCACCGCAGGGGAAAAAAGAUUCUUACCGGCUUUUGUCCCGCAUUGUGCUUUUUCCAUUUAUCUACUUUGAGAAUAUUACCAUUACUUCUCUCUUCCAAUUCCUCGACUUUUUCCUCAACGCAUUUUCGACUCCAUCACAGGAAUUCAAUUCGAGAUAUUGGGUACGGAGAACCAAUCAAAACAGGUAUGUUUCCGUCAUUCAACGCGUCCUUUCCCUCUCUAUCUCUCACUCUGUCGCUGUCUCCUUAAGUAUACGAGUACGGUUCGUUUGUUUUUUUAUUGUUUCCGUCGUACUUUUAUUUUUCUUCUACGUUAUUCUUUGGCCGUUCCUGUCGCCUCAGGCCGAGACCAACCACCUCAACCCUGCCGUUUACCAUUGUACCUGGCCAUAGUCAUUAGCUAGGGAAGGUACCUUGCAUGCCGUCAUUCGUCUUGUUGCCCGUCGGUCAAUUGAGCCCCCCCUCCUCCCCUCCACUCGUUGGACCCCUCCACGUUCC
Colletotrichum phormii is the source of this 900-nucleotide messenger RNA. RefSeq lists its product as uncharacterized. The record is from RefSeq and is a predicted model, not a curated record. NCBI's taxonomy places the organism in Eukaryota, Fungi, Ascomycota, Sordariomycetes, Glomerellales, Glomerellaceae. The transcript is spliced from 2 exons. Bases 202 to 795 code for a protein of 197 amino acids.